Molecule: messenger RNA, 812 nt
Organism: Prorocentrum cordatum
Lineage: Eukaryota; Dinophyceae; Prorocentrales; Prorocentraceae
Source: the annotation of a GenBank genome assembly
UCAGGCCUCGACGAAGAGUGGUGGGCGAUGGCGCUGCUCUUCUGGAUCGCCAUGUGGAAUGGGCCCAUGAUCGACAAGGACGGCGCGACCCCCUACUUCAGGAGGCACGCGGCGCCACCACCGCGCAAGCAGCACGCCUUUGGCGCCCUAGUGCUGUUUCACCCGCGCCGGCUGGUGCCGCAGCAGGACGCGGAGCCACUGCGCGACGGGCUGCAGUCUCGGCCCGCGCCCGCCGCGCUAAUCGAGCUCACCAUCGGAUGCGCAGUGGGCACGGCGUUCCCAGAGGGCGCCACGUUCCCGAGGCAGCGCACGGCGAUUCAUGGGGCCACAUUCGACGAGGCCCUGCCGGCCUCCCACAUCGCAGACGACGCCGAGUCCUGGGAUGUCCUGGAGGACAAGGGCGACGUCGACGUGGAGGCGGCGGAGCUCUUCGACGGCGCGUGGCAGGCGAACGCCGCCAAGUUCGACUCCAGCGUGCCCCUGGGCCACGCGCUGGCUCGAUCGACCGAUGCGGACGAGGCGGUGACGGAGUCAGCCUGGCACGCGCGCCACCGCGGCCACGACGCCCGCCAGCCCGCGAGCCCGGAGUGCGGGUUGGCAGCGGGCGUGCUCCCCAGAAGGAGCCUCGCGCGGAGCAGGAGCGAGUCGAUGCACUUGGCUCUGCGGCGCAGGAGCAGAGAAGGUCCGAAUGGCUACGGGCAGUGCAACGAAGGUCUGCCCGGCCACAGAAGUCGCGAGAGGUUCGACUCCGACUGCCGGGCGCCCCCGGCCGCCAAGGGGGCGCAGCGGGGCAGGGCACCGAUUAUCCGCGA